Molecule: messenger RNA, 2915 nt
Organism: Perognathus longimembris pacificus (Pacific pocket mouse)
Lineage: Eukaryota; Metazoa; Chordata; Mammalia; Rodentia; Heteromyidae
Gene: Slain1
Product: SLAIN motif family member 1
Exons: 8
Coding region: 1-1893 (630 amino acids)
Biological process (GO): cytoplasmic microtubule organization; microtubule nucleation; positive regulation of microtubule polymerization
Cellular component (GO): microtubule plus-end
Source: RefSeq, a predicted model, not a curated record
AUGAUGGCGGAGCAGGUGAAAUGCGCCUCUGCCGGGGGCGGCUCGGCAGCGGGCUCGGGGCCGGUGGUGAACGCGGAGCUGGAGGUGAAGAAGCUGCAGGAGCUGGUGCGCAAGCUGGAGAAGCAGAACGAGCAGCUGCGCAGCCGGGCGGCCAGCGCGGCCGCCGCCCCGCACCUGCUGCUGCUGCCGUCGCCGCCGCCGCCGCCGCCCUCCGCGCCGCCCCCGGCCGGGGCCUGCAGCCCGCGCAGCCCGCGGAGCCCCCCGGCCGCCGCCACCGCCCCGGCGAGCCUGGGGCUGGGGCUGGCCCUGGGCACCGGCGGCGGCUCCAGCCCCACGUUCCCGGGGACCUACUGCCUGCCCAGCCCCGCGCCCUCCCUGCUCUGCAGCCUGGCGCAGCCCUCCGAGGCGCCCUUCGUCUACUUCAAGCCCGCGGCGGGCUUCUUCGGCCCGGGCAGCGGCGGGCCGGAGCCGGGGGGCGCGGGGACCCCACCGGGGGAGGCCCUCGAGCCGCCCUCGCCGCCCCCCACGCUGUUGGACGAGGUGGAGCCGCUGGACCUGGAGAGCUUGGCCGCCUGGAGCGACGAGGACGACUACACUUGGUUAUAUGUGGGCUCUUCAAAGACCUCAUCAGAGAAGUCCUUGAGUCCUUUGCAGUGGUGUAGACACGUCCUAGAUAACCCGACUCCUGAGAUGGAAGCAGCUCGACGUUCCCUGUGCUUCCGACUGGAGCAAGCUAGCCGAUGGCGGAGUCUCUUCUCUUCAACUGCCUCCCUGGCCUUCCCUUAUAGUCCUGUUGCAAGACUCAGCCCUUAUAGCAAUGGCAUUAAUACUCCCAGCUUCUCUAAAACCUCAAAUAAAGCAAUACUAACACCUGAAAAAACAGGUUACACUUCCCGAGGCUCGCCUCUCAGUCCCCAGUCCUCCAUUGACAGUGAGCUGAGUACUUCAGAACUGGAGGAUGACUCUAUCUCCAUGGGAUACAAAUUACAGGACCUCACUGACGUUCAGAUCAUGGCUCGUCUUCAAGAAGAAAGUCUCAGGCAAGAUUAUGCUUCUACAUCAGCAUCUGUCUCGAGACAUAGUUCCAGUGUGUCACUGAGUUCAGGAAAGAAAAGCACGUGUAGUGAUCAAGAAUAUGAUCGAUAUAGUCUGGAGGACGAGGAAGAAUUCGAUCAUUUGCCACCACCCCAGCCUCGUCUCCCAAGGUGUUCACCUUUCCAAAGAGGAAUUCCCCAUUCACAGACUUUCUCCAGCAUUCGGGAUUGUAGGAGGAACCCCAGUUCUCAGUAUUUUCCUUCAAACAAUUACCAGCAGCAACAGUAUUAUUCACCUCAAACCCAGACUCCAGAUCAGCAACCAAAUAGGACCAAUGGAGAUAAGCUCCGAAGAAGUAUGCCUAAUCUAGCCCGGAUGCCAAGUACGACUACAGCCAGUAGCAGCAUUAGCUCUCCUGUCACUGUGCGGAACAGUCAGAGUUUUGACUCCAGCCUGCAUGGGGCUGGGAAUGGACUUUCAAGAAUACAGUCUUGUAUUCCAUCACCAGGACAGAUUCAACACAGGGUCCACAGCGUGGGACAUUUCCCAGUGUCUGUCCGGCAACCACUUAAAGCCACAGCCUACGUGAGUCCAACAGUUCAAGGCAGCAGUAGUAAUAUGCCUCUAUCCAACGGUGUACAGUUGUAUUCCAACACAGGAAUCCCAACCCCAAACAAAGCUGCAGCUUCGGGGAUCAUGGGCCGCAGUGCCCUUCCCAGACCUUCACUGGCAAUAAAUGGGAGUAACCUGCCUCGGAGCAAAAUUGCACAACCUGUCAGAAGUUUCCUGCAGCCUCCAAAGCCCCUAUCUUCACUCAGCACAUUGAGGGACGGGAAUUGGAGAGAUGGCUGCUACUGAAGCAGUCUUAUGCACCCUGGAAGAGCAGGAAAGAAGUGACGAUGAGGGUGUGUUACCUAGCUGGCUGGGUAACAGUGGAUGUGGGGAUAUUCUUUCCCUGUUGCAUUUUAACACAUUUCCUGCAUUGUUUUUCAAUGGACCAAUCACCAGAGACUAAUGAUUGCACUUAAUAUUUACCCGAGGUACUGCAACAUUCUCAAACCCGUGGUUGCAGUAUUGUGACACUUAGAUCUAGGAAGUUUUUGUAGACCUACUCUGUACCUGAAUACUUUUUGAAAGAAUUGAGAUGUAUCAAUAAUGCUUUGCCAUAUGAUUUUUUUUAAGUAACCUGUCCAAUUUAGUUACGUGUUCUAAACAUCUUUCCAUUACAUUCUGGGUUUUUUUUUAAUUAUGUACUUUGCAUUUAUACAACUAGGUUCUAUACCAUAUGCUUUGAAUUUUACUUUUUUAUAGUUUACAGGAAUUUUAUUUUUUUGUGCCUAUUUCUUUUUAUGCCUCUGUGAGCCACUAUGGGACAACUGAAAAUUUUGUGCCAUAAAAAUAUUUUUGUGGUAAGGUACUAUUUUUUUAGCUCUAGGGAUAUAUCAACAAAAAUACACCAUACAAUUUGAGACAUAAUUUUAUGUUGAAUGAGCACAAUGUACUCUGAAGCAUUACAAGGAGAUAUAGCCAGACAGCAGAGUUAAAUGGUCUUGUCUUUUUUCACUGUUAAUUUAUUGUUGUACAUGGACUUCAUAUUUAUAAUGGCAUCCCAAGCUCAUUGCACUUAAUACCGGCAAUGUUUGCUACUCUACCACAAUUGAUUUUCAAUACUUUAUUACAAAGGAUGAAACUGUAAUGUUUUAUUAACAAUGCUUCUGGAAAUGAAUGCAUUUUAAAGCAAAUAAAUCUUUUUGAUAGACCUUUUACAAAAUCCAUUUGCACUAAUGAAUGCUUUCUUAUGGUGAAUGACUUACUAUUUGUUACUGUGUACACUGCUGUUUUGGAAUGUUCAGAAAUAAAGACUCUAUUUCAGCAAUAAC